Uloborus diversus is the source of this 3093-nucleotide messenger RNA. It is a transcript of the gene Pgant9, whose product is annotated as putative polypeptide N-acetylgalactosaminyltransferase 9. Bases 1 to 1794 code for a protein of 597 amino acids. Gene Ontology annotation, cellular component: Golgi apparatus. The record is from RefSeq and is a predicted model, not a curated record. The transcript is spliced from 10 exons. NCBI's taxonomy places the organism in Eukaryota, Metazoa, Arthropoda, Arachnida, Araneae, Uloboridae.
AUGAUCCACAGGCGGAAGUCAUUGGUCGUCAAGGUUAUGAUACUAGUUCCGAUUACUUGGCUACUAGUGACUAUGCUACUCACCUAUUCAGAGAAAGUGAGACUAGAGAAAGAGGAGGACAACGAAAAUGUCAACCCCGUGGAAGCGAACAAUAACGGUGGAAAUUACGAAGGCAGGAAGCCAAGGCAAUCCUUGGAAGAUAAUAGGUCACAAGACAGUGAUAUACAACAGGGCGUUCUACUGCCUCCAAGAGAACCCGAAGGCCCAGGUGAACUUGGGCGUCCUGUUAAAUUGAAUAAUUUAACUGAAGAGCAACAGAAACUUAUUAAAGAGGGAUGGGAUAAAAAUGCUUUCAAUCAGUAUGUCAGUGACAUUAUUUCACUUCACAGAAGUUUGCCUGAUGUCAGAGGAGCUGGGUGUCAAGACGAAAAGUACCGCCCCGAUCUGCCACCCACGAGCGUCAUCAUCUGCUUCCACAAUGAGGCCUGGAGUGUUCUACUUCGCACCGUUCACAGCGUCCUGGAUCGAUCACCCCCCAACCUCAUCCAGGAGAUCAUCCUUGUCGAUGACUUCUCAGACAUGCCUCACCUUGGACGUCAACUGGACGAUUACAUCACGCAUCUUCCUAAAGUAAAAGUCGUUCGGGCACGAAAACGGGAAGGUUUAAUUCGAGCACGUCUCCUUGGGGCAUCAGUGGCGCAGGCACCAGUCCUUACAUAUUUGGAUUCUCAUUGCGAGUGUGCACCAGGUUGGUUAGAGCCUUUGCUGCAGCGCAUUGCUAAUAAUUGGACUACAGUGGUGUGUCCAGUCAUAGACGUAAUCAAUGACGAUACCUUCGAGUUUCACUACAGGGAUUCGGACGGUAUCAACGUUGGUGGUUUUGAUUGGAACCUACAGUUCAAUUGGCACGCAAUACCAGAGAGAGAAAAGAAACGAAGAACCCAUUCGUGGGAUCCUGUUUGGUCUCCCACAAUGGCCGGCGGACUCUUUUCUAUAGACAAGAAGUUUUUCGAAAGGCUGGGCACCUACGAUAGUGGAUUCGAUAUAUGGGGCGGGGAGAACUUGGAACUCUCUUUCAAGACAUGGAUGUGUGGAGGGACUCUGGAAAUCGUUCCUUGCUCUCACGUGGGGCACAUUUUCCGGAAAAGAAGCCCUUACAAGUGGAGAUCGGGGGUUAAUGUCCUGAGGAGAAAUUCUGUUCGAUUGGCGGAAGUUUGGUUGGACGACUACAAGAAAUAUUAUUACCAAAGGAUAGGUAAUGACUUGGGAGAUUUUGGAGACAUAUCUUCUAGGGUAGAACUAAGAAAUAGUUUACAGUGUAAAUCCUUUGAAUGGUAUCUAAAGAAUAUUUAUCCAGAGCUUUUCAUCCCUGGAGAAGCGUUGGCGUCUGGAGAGGUGCGAAAUCUGGGUGAUGGUGCUGAUACUUGCCUAGAUAGUCCGGCACGCAGGGAUGACUUACACAAACCUGUAGGACUGUGGCCAUGCCACGGUCAAGGAGGAAAUCAGUACUGGAUGCUGAGCAAAGAAGGGGAGAUAAGAAGAGAUGAAUCCUGUUUGGACUACGCAGGGAAAGAUGUCAUUUUAUAUCCUUGCCAUGGAUCGAAAGGAAAUCAACUAUGGUUUUAUGAUCCAAAUACACAUAGCAUUCAGCAUGGCAGUAGCAAGAAAUGCUUAGAAAUUUCAAUUGACAAGCAGCGGUUGAUGAUGUCUGAAUGCAAUGGCACCGAAAGGCAGAAAUGGACAUUUCAAAACUAUAAUCCAUCCAAACUGAUACAGCAUACAGAAUUUUUAUAGUGGACUUCUAAAAAUUAAUCAGGACACAUCCUAUUCAUUUUCCUAAGAAAAAUAUCUUCACCAUUGCUCUUGAACGCAAUUGUGGAUAACUUUUUUGAAGAGAGCUCUCUGCUAAUUGAUUGAAAACUAAAAAAUCAGGAACAUGUCAUGUUUGAAAGAAACCAGCCAAGAAUUCGUUGAAAGAGCUCAUCAAAAAAGAUUGACAUUAUCAAUUUAUGUACACAAAACAAACGAGAAAUUAUUUGAUAAACAGUAUGGCAAGGAAGUGCCUUAGAAUCAUUCCUCUUGUACUUAACGGUUAAAAUUCAAAUAAUUGUUGCUACAGUUAUAAAAUAAUGUAACUAUAGUACUGUGAAACAAAAGAGGGAGACAUACGUUGCCAUUUUUUAUUUCUAUCGAACUUGCUGUCUUCUGAAAACAUUCCAAUAAGUGACACUAGAGCAACUAAAGAAGAAACUUUAAGCGAGAAAAUGACAAGCAAAAAGAUAUUCUGAUUUAAAAUGAUGGGUGUAAUGUGUUUAUAUUUUUGUAUAUCAACCUGCUGUGAUGUGGUUGAAAUAUUUUGAUACAAUCAAUAAUAUUUCUAAUUUAAAAAGACCGGUAAAAGUUAGAAAGGAUUUAGAAAUUAACUAUUCAGAAAAACGUGUUGUAGAACAUUCGCGUAAAAAUUAUAUUUGUGAUAAAAAAAAAUAUAUCAAGCAAAUUUGUUUUUAUGGUAUCCGAGUAGAUUAAACACUAAAAUAUUUCUCAAAAACUGCAUUGAGAAGAUUUAAUUCCUUCAUAGAUUCUUCCGUAAAGAAAUGUAUGAAAUCAAAUGUUUGGUCAGUGAAAAGAGCCAUGUAAAAUUCUUCUUUAGGAACUUAUACUGUAAAUUAAUAUUGCGCAUAAUAUUCCAAAGAAAUAGGGAUUGACGCACCUAAAGCUUACUUUUGAUUUCUAAUUGAACCAGUAAUAGCAAAAAAUAUCUUGCGAUGGGUUUCUAGUUGACGGAUUGUGAGCUUUUAAAUUUUCCUAUUUACGAUAAAUUUUUUAAAAUUAUUUUAGAUGCGAUCUAAAUUAAAAAUAUAUCUAUAAGCUCUUAUUGUAAAUAAUGCAGGAAAAAACUCCACGUUUUUUUUUUUUUUCGUGUACUCGGAUACCAUACUUGGUGAUCAGCUAUUUAUAGGUUUCCUUUUGCAAAUCUUGAGGUAAAUUAUGUAUUUACCAUUAUUUAUUUUUUUUUCUUGUUCUAGUGAUUUCAAAAUUUUAAUCUUAUGUAUCAUUUGAACAACGAUAUUUUUAAAGGCACUUUUAUCCCGU